CGAUCGGCUAACUUCGGCUUAUGUCGUACAAGAUCGUAAAACUAAACAUAACAUGUAAAUCUUCUCAAAUUUACAAAAACACAUUAUAUAAAUUAUAUUCAAUAAAUAUUAAAAGAAAUGAAUUGAAUAUUAAAUAAACAAAAUUUAAAAAAAUAAAGGUAACGCAUACGAGAAUUCUCGAGAUUGUCAACUUCCGUAAUGGCGCCUGUAAACAGAAGACGGAACAAACUCGGGCAGUUCAAAAGUCAGCUGAGAAUCAAGGCAAGGGAUAGCGAAAAAGCGAGCAACAAUGUGAUCGAGGAACACGAUUAUACAUCUGCACAUAUGUGUUUAGGUUUUAACGGGUGUAAUGUGUGUUGUCCCGGGCUAAAUAAGUUGAAUGCGGCGAGGAAAAUCAGUACGAAUGAUCUGAUAUUGAAAGGUCGACGUAUUGUAGAAUUUAUGGUUCUCAUUGAAGGUCUUUCGAACUGUGCGAAAUGUUUGUGUGGUCCUUUAUAUCUAUCUCUACAAACUGUGAAAGCAGAAAUGAAAGUGGGGCUUGCGGGAUAUGUAUAUGUACAGUGUACAUACUGCGGUAAUGUGAAAAGAGUACCUUAUGGGAAAAAACAGAAGAAGGUGACAGGCCAGAGAGGAAUGCCCAGCUUCUGUGUAAAUACAAAGCUCGGUGCAGCAAUGAUUGAUUCAGUUGGUGGUCCACAGAGAAUGAACAAUUUUCUUGCAACACUCAAUCUACCAACAGUUAAUAAUAAAAAUCUGAAAGUUAUGGAACGCAGAGCUGGUGAGAUGAUUGAGAAAUUUGCAGAUGAGAAUAUGGCAAAUGAAAGUCAAAAAGCAUUCAGAGAUGAAAUGAGAGAAGUUGCAGCACAGGAGAUGGAUUCAAAUGCAGAUUCUUUUGAUAAGGAACUUGGUGUGGCAAUAAUUGAAGAUGAAUUUAAAGGAGAUCCAUCACUAAUUGAAAAGUGUAAUUCAGGAGCAUUUGAUCUACUGACUGAGAGUAAUAGCUCAUCCCCUCAACCUCCUGCCAAAACCAUGCCAGUAGAGAAACAUGUUGGUGUUUUAAACAGACCUGCAUCCACCAAAUCAAAAAAAAAAAUUAUAUUCCCCUCAAAGGCCCGAUCAGGAAUGACUGUAGCAGCUGAUCAUGCCUGGCAAAAGAGAGGUUAUGACAGCUUAACAGGACACACCUUCCUGAUAAGUAAAAGGAACAAAGUAUUAAAGACAGUCAUCAAGCAUCGCUCCUGUGCAACCUGUAAAUGGUGGAAAAGAAAUAGGCCAGGUCAGAGAAUAAGGUCUCAUAGAUGUGUUUGGAACCACAACGGAAGUGCUAGAAUGAUGGAGAGUGAGGCUGGACUGCUUGCAUUGAAAGAAAUGUCAAGUCAAGACAUUUGUCAGCAAUGGCCUAUCUCCUGGACACUUCUGUGAUUCGUAUGCAGAGAAGAUGGAUGCUGACAGAAUGAAGAGAAAGGAUCGGGCCAGAUUACCAGAGAGCAAAAGAAGAAGACUAUUUUUGAAGGAAGAGAGGUCUACCUCGAAGGGAGGAAAUGAAGCAAUUGAA
This is a messenger RNA of Magallana angulata, 1555 nucleotides long. RefSeq lists its product as uncharacterized. Lineage: Eukaryota; Metazoa; Mollusca; Bivalvia; Ostreida; Ostreidae. The coding region runs from base 199 to 1422 and encodes 407 amino acids. The transcript has 7 exons. The record is from RefSeq and is a predicted model, not a curated record.